This is a messenger RNA of Trichoderma citrinoviride, 2266 nucleotides long. RefSeq names its product heterokaryon incompatibility Het-C. Lineage: Eukaryota; Fungi; Ascomycota; Sordariomycetes; Hypocreales; Hypocreaceae. The transcript is spliced from 6 exons. The record is from RefSeq and is a predicted model, not a curated record. The coding region runs from base 32 to 2266 and encodes 744 amino acids.
UUGCUUCUCGCCCCGCCAACGUCGCUGCAUCAUGGCGUCAUUUUCACCUCCGCGGGGCACCUGGUUGCUUGUGUUUUGCAUCUGUCUCGUGCUGCUGCCGUCCCGAGUCGCAGCGUUUGGAGCGGGCAAUAUUCCGUCGAUUGCGCAGGUUGAGGGACACAACUGGCGUCAUGGAGAUAUCGAGGACAUGCUGUCAAGCAUUGCCUUUCUUCACGGCAAGAAAUGGACGUCGAUGCUGAUCAAGCGAACGUACUUCGGCAACUGGCUCCGUGACUACUCGCAGGCAGUCGACGUUGGCUCUCUCAAGGGCGUCAAUGCUCCCACUAUUCGCAUCCUGGUCUGGGUUCUCUCAUUCAUGUCCUUUGGUUAUGCCACGGAGGAAUUCGAGGUGACCGAAGAGCGCUUGGGGUGCUACCGCCCGGAAGAACACAUUGACAACCCCAAAGGCUACGCAGAUGGCAUCGACGCUCGAACGCUCGACCCCCGUCUUCGUGGGCCAGUUGACCCCAUUGAGAUUGACAUCGAUCUCAACACCGGCAUGAAAAACUACAUUGCCAACGAGACGGGUCGAUGGGCUACCAGUGCCGGAUAUCUUCGCUAUAGCUUUGCUCGCAGCAUCCAUUUCGGUCGUCUCUACACCAGUGGACCACAGAGAGGCAACGAGGCCGACCUCUGCGAGGCACUCAGAUGCCUUGGCCAGGCUUUGCACUGCAUGGAAGACUUUAGCGCUCACAGCAAUUACUGCGAGCUGGCUCUCCGUGAGCUGGGCCAUCGAAAUGUCUUUCCCCACUGCGGCACGCAGUCUGAGAUUACAGUCCGAGGAAAACGCAUUUACCCCCUGGUGACUGGUACCUUUGGUGGCGUUGACUUUUUGCAUUCGGUCAUCGGCGAGGCGAACGACCACUUCACCCAAUCCGAGGUCGACGAGGUCGACGUCGCUCUCCUGAAUGCAGGAGCUGCUACGAGCGGCGGAGGCGGAGGCGCUUCUCGGGGCUUGUUGGAUAUCGUGGCCCCGAAGGACUUCAUUUCGCUCAUUUCCAAGAUCCCGGGUGAUGGCACGGGUUUUGCUGCUCAGGCUCGGGAGCUCAAGGCCAUGUCUGAAGCUCAGGAGCGGGACAAUGAAACACGCUCUCGCGCUGCAGGGAACUCUAACGUCGUUCCCGGCAUGAGCCCGAACUUCGAUCCGGUCAAGACUGCAAGGCAGAUCUACCCGAUUCUGCAGUUCCGCGACAGGAUUGUGAAAGCCAUUAGCCGGGGCAUCGAAAAGGUUCCCGGCCUCGAAAAACUCCUCGAGCACAUCAGCGAGACGCUGACGGCCUUCAUUCUCGGCCUCCUCGCCCCUUUUAUCAGGCCCAUCAUUAAUCAGGUCUCAAAGGUGCUCAAGGAUGGCUCCUCUGGCGUCAUCAGCGCCAGUGCCAACUCUCAGUUCGAGCCGUGGGAUAACCCCAGAAGCUCUGACCCGACACACUCCAUGCUGUCAAAGGACCACUUUACCAAUGUUCUCAACUCUUGUGCUGGGCGAAUCGCAGCCACAGUUCUCCAGUACACCGUUCCUCGUGUUCUCUACGCAUGGGAGAACCCCAGCGUGCCUGUCGACGAAGUUGUCAACGACGUGCUGCGGGCCUUCCACCACCCUGCCCUGCGCAACGAUCACGUCCAGAUUCAGAAGGACAUGUUCCGCACCGUCCAGGACUGGGUCAAUGAGCAUCCUCGCCGCCACGACAUCGAUCACCUCCUAUCUUCCGAGUCGGUGAAACAAGGCAAGAACCACAUUCUCAACCAGAAGAAGAAGGGCGGCGUCAGCGGUCACGCCCAUGACGCUUGGGAGACGGUUUCGCAGCUCGGCCAUGGCAAAGUUUCCGGUUCCCUCUGGGAGCAGGUCAAGACUCGAGACUUAAACUCCAUGGAGGGCCAUGAUGGAAACCCGGCUCUGAACUAUACCUCUAGUUCUCCGGCUCCGCCUUCACGCUAUUCACCGCCGGCUCAUGGGGGCUACGGUUAUGGCGAGAGUGCCUCGUAUGUCUCCCAGGCGCAUGCGGAAUCGUCUCAUGGCCAGUCUGGGCAUGCCUCUAGCUAUUACCAAGGCUAUCAAAGACAGCCACCGUAUCAGCAACCGCAAUACGGCAGUGAGGAACAAUGGGCUCAGGGCCAGCAGCCUCAUGGAUAUGGAGGCCCGGCUCAGCCGCAGUAUUCUUCAUACCAAGGCUAUCAUCAGCAGUCUCCGUCGUAUGGCUCUCAGCAUCACGAACAUCGACACGGGUACUGA